Molecule: messenger RNA, 1805 nt
Organism: Populus trichocarpa (black cottonwood)
Lineage: Eukaryota; Viridiplantae; Streptophyta; Magnoliopsida; Malpighiales; Salicaceae
Product: eukaryotic initiation factor 4A-9
Exons: 5
Coding region: 206-1447 (413 amino acids)
Molecular function (GO): RNA binding; RNA helicase activity; ATP binding
Source: RefSeq, a predicted model, not a curated record
CCUUGAUUAGGGUCAUAAUUUAAGCAAGCCCGUCUCCGUAUCGUUUCCUCACAUCACAGUGCUGCUAUCGAUCUAACUAUCUAAUCAAACAGAGUGUUCCUUGAAACUCCUCCAAAACAAACUACAAAAAGAUCCGAGGAGUUUGUGGAUUCUCAAUCAAAUCUUCUAUCUCUUUUCUCUUAUCAAUCAUCACUUUUUUUCAGUCAUGGCUAGUUCGGCACCUGAAGGAUCCCAGUUUGAUGCUCGUCAAUUUGAUUCUAGGAUGAAUGAGCUGCUCACAGCUGAAGGACAGGAUUUCUUUACCUCCUAUGAUGAGGUGCAUGAAACUUUUGAUGCUAUGAAUUUGAAGGAGAACCUUCUGAGGGGUAUUUACGCAUAUGGUUUUGAGAAGCCAUCUGCAAUUCAGCAAAGAGGGAUUGUCCCAUUCUGCAAGGGACUUGAUGUAAUCCAACAAGCACAAUCAGGAACUGGAAAGACAGCUACGUUUUGCUCUGGGAUUUUGCAGCAGCUUGAUUAUGAUAUAGUUGAAUGCCAAGCAUUGGUUCUUGCACCUACCCGAGAACUAGCUCAACAGAUUGAAAAGGUUAUGAGAGCACUAGGUGAUUAUCUGGGUGUGAAGGUUCAUGCUUGUGUUGGUGGAACCAGUGUUCGUGAGGAUCAGCGUAUUCUCUCAGCUGGGGUUCAUGUUGUAGUCGGUACUCCUGGUCGUGUGUUUGACAUGUUGCGGAGACAAUCACUUCGCCCUGACUAUAUCAAGAUGUUUGUAUUGGAUGAAGCAGAUGAAAUGCUCUCAAGAGGAUUCAAGGAUCAGAUAUAUGAUAUUUUCCAAUUACUGCCCCCAAAGAUUCAGGUUGGGGUCUUCUCUGCUACUAUGCCACCUGAGGCCCUAGAAAUUACGAGGAAGUUCAUGAAUAAACCUGUGAGGAUUUUAGUGAAGCGUGAUGAGCUUACCCUUGAGGGUAUCAAGCAAUUCUAUGUUAAUGUUGACAAGGAGGAAUGGAAGCUUGAGACACUUUGUGAUCUAUAUGAGACCUUGGCAAUAACCCAAAGUGUUAUCUUUGUGAACACCAGGCGCAAGGUGGAUUGGCUCACAGACAAGAUGCGCAGUCGUGAUCACACAGUCUCUGCCACUCAUGGAGAUAUGGACCAAAACACAAGGGACAUUAUUAUGCGAGAAUUCCGCUCUGGUUCCUCUCGUGUGCUGAUCACUACUGAUCUGUUGGCCCGUGGUAUUGAUGUCCAGCAAGUCUCACUUGUGAUCAAUUAUGAUCUCCCUACCCAGCCAGAGAACUACCUCCAUCGUAUUGGUCGUAGUGGACGUUUUGGAAGGAAGGGUGUUGCUAUAAACUUUGUUACCAGGGAUGAUGAAAGAAUGCUUUCUGACAUCCAGAGAUUCUAUAAUGUAACGGUUGAGGAGCUGCCAUCAAAUGUUGCUGAUCUUCUUUGAAGCAAUUUUGGUUCACCAAGGUAAAUGGCUGAGCUUGGAAGUUAAAACUAUUAUGCUGUUUGCAGUUUUGGGGCCUCUAUUUAGCAUGGAUUGGACUAGCCCUGCAGGUUUGGUUCUGAGCAUUUGAGAUUGGGGUCAAUCCCAUUUCGGGUGCAGAAGUCCCAUGUGUUAAAUUUUGUUGCAAGUUUGUUUUUGCUUUUUCCUUUUUGUGUCGGAGUAAAAUUUGCAGAAUUAUGGUAGUCAAUCAUAAUAUUUUACUCUCUGCGUGGUUUUUUAUUUUAUGCAAGGGAAUUUCAUGUAGGUAAAAAACUUAUGAUAAAGUCAUUAUGUUAUAAUAUUGGGCUCUCCGUUGCUGUUC